Messenger RNA from Spathaspora passalidarum NRRL Y-27907, 1797 nucleotides. RefSeq names its product mitochondrial 37S ribosomal protein uS4m. Bases 39 to 1427 code for a protein of 462 amino acids. Gene Ontology annotation, cellular component: mitochondrial small ribosomal subunit. Lineage: Eukaryota; Fungi; Ascomycota; Pichiomycetes; Serinales; Debaryomycetaceae. Gene Ontology annotation, biological process: positive regulation of translational fidelity. The transcript has a single exon. The record is from RefSeq and is a predicted model, not a curated record. Gene Ontology annotation, molecular function: rRNA binding; structural constituent of ribosome.
CAGUAAGUUUAACCCAAAGGUACAGACAAAAAAACGAGAUGCCUAGGAAAGCAGACAGACUCCAUACGUUGGCACGUGGACGUGUUCGUAUGUCGAUGAACAAAAAGAACUUGUACAACCUCAUCAAGAAACCCGAAGCAACAUACACUGGUAAGACCCUUUACCAACAAAAGUACUUGGCCAAGACCGAGACAAGAGGAUACCAUGGAGAACACAUAAACGAAACCCGCUGGAAGCAAUUAUUCUCACCAGGGUUGAAAUCGAACGUACAAUUGGACGCCACCAUGCGUGGAGCCGCCGGCCAAAAACACACUCCUAUGGUGUUGCAAACCUUCUCCCCCUUGGAGAAACGAUUGGAAAUCGCCAUUUUCCGAGCCAUGUUUGCCAGUUCCGUCAGACAAGCCAGACAAUUUAUCAUGGGUGGCCAUGUCAGCGUUAAUGGUGUCAAAAUUAAACACCCUUCAUUCCCAUUGAAAAGCGGAGAUGUGUUCCAUGUUGACCCAGUCAAGGUACUUUAUGCCCUUGGUAAGUCCAAGCCAAGUCUUGAACAAGCCCUUGAAAUCGAUAAUUCUCAAAUCACCCAAUACAACAACUACGUAGACAGAGCACAAGCCGACUCAAAGGGAGAAUGGGAAAAGUUACAAAAGAAGAAUUCCUUGAACAGUAUUGCUAAUUUGGAAAAGAAGGAAAGAGAAAAGCUUGAACUUGUGGAAAAGAGAAAACAAAUGAAGUCAGCCCAAGAUGAAAUCACCAGGGAAUCCAUCCUUCUCGACAUUUUACAACUUGGAUCUGCUGCAACUGCCCCAGUCACCGCUGAAACAUUUGCUAAAUACGGCCCUCACAACAGCAAGAAAUGUUCCGACAUUUUCCAAAAAGUUUCCAAGAACGCCAAGGACAUUGUUGAAAAACCAACCUUAGCUUCCGUCAAGGAAUUUGUCAACCCCGAUGAAACCCAAAAGGCCAACCAACCAGACUCAGUCAAGCACGUUGCCAGAUCCAUCAAGGCGCAAUUGACCGAAUUGCAAAAAUCACAAUGGGCCGAAAUUCGUCGUGAGAUCGAAUCUGCUGAAAACACCGGUGCUGCCCCAUACGACCCAACCUACGCCUCCAAACUCACAAAAGUUCCUUUGUUGAACAAGGAAGAAAUCUUGGAAGACGAAUCCAAUGCUGUUGUCGAAUUGCCAUGGCAAAAGCACUUGCAUGGAAGACAAGACCCAAGCAAGCCUUACUUCACCCCUUGGUCUCCUAGAGGGUUCUUGGGCUGUUUCUCGAUCUUGCCUCAUCACAUUGAAGUGUCGUUUGACACUUGUCAUGCCGUGUACUUGAGAGAUCCAAUUGCCAGACCAGGUCAUUCCGAGGUUAUUUCUCCAAGUCCAGAACAUGUUCAUGAAAGAGCAUACAUGUACUACAGAAGAAAAGGGAUGUAAGUCCUUCUUGUAUAUAAGUUAUUGUAAUUAGCUACCAAAUAGAUAUAUUUGCACCAAACGAUUACUAAAUUAUUAACACUUAAAACUGCUAGAAAGAAUAUGUCUUUUACAUAUAAUAUUAUCUUGAAGUGUAUUUUUGCAGCCAGUGCUAAACAACAAUAACAACAACAACAAAAAAUAUACUUACAUAUCUAUAUAAUAGACUGUCCGUACUUAGGUGGUGCCAACGUGUCGUCGGUAAUCACAUUCCAACAAUCUCUUGCAAACGCAGCCCACUGAUCAAGAGGAACCUUGAUAGUACUAGCAUCUAACAUGGUAUUAGACAUCAAGUGACCACGAACCUUAUCAAGCUCAGAAUUAGACCCCGGCC